AUGGCCAAGGCAAUUUUACCAGUAGGGAAUAAGAUGGACGAAUAUACAGUCAUGGUGGUGGGCAUGAGCAGCGCUGGUACAGUUGUAGUAGAAGCAUAUAAUUCGACUACAAAGGCAUGGAAAGUUGCAGGCAACAUUCCUGUUGUGGUUAUAAGAAACGAAAAUUUGUUCUUCUUCAAGGAUUCUUUGUUCGGUGUGACUGGCAGUGGGGGCAUAAUGGCCUACAAUAUUGAACAGGGGAUCACCAGAGUUAUGGCUAUGCCCACAGCAGAUGCCAACACUUUGUGGGCUCGGCUUGUUUGUUGUAAGAGUGGUGUGUUUGUAGUUGGGGUAAUCGAGGAUAAUCACUGUUUGAAAGGCAUAAUUAUGUGGGAGUUAGUUUUUCAGAAGACGGCAAAGGAGGAUUAUAGGUGGGAAGAGAUUGGGAAAAUGCCCAGCUCUGUGUGUGAGGAAUUUAGGAGGAGCUCCAAUUCAAAUUGGUUUGAGUGCGUUGGAGUAGGAGAUAAAAUCUGUUUCAGAGCUAAUGAGAGCAUGGAGAUACUUGUGUAUGAUGUGAGCAAAAGCUCUUGGAAUUGGCUGCCCAAGUUUCCUGCAGAUUUGAGAUAUGUGAGCAUGAGAUGCCUUCCAUUGGAAAUUAUGCCAACUACUAAAUUCUCUUAA
This is a messenger RNA of Cryptomeria japonica (Japanese cedar), 660 nucleotides long. Its product is annotated as F-box/kelch-repeat protein At5g43190-like. Bases 1 to 660 code for a protein of 219 amino acids. Lineage: Eukaryota; Viridiplantae; Streptophyta; Pinopsida; Cupressales; Cupressaceae. The transcript has a single exon. Gene Ontology annotation, molecular function: protein binding. The record is from RefSeq and is a predicted model, not a curated record.